Messenger RNA from Jaculus jaculus (lesser Egyptian jerboa), 1331 nucleotides. RefSeq names its product suppressor of cytokine signaling 1 (gene Socs1). Gene Ontology annotation, molecular function: 1-phosphatidylinositol-3-kinase regulator activity. The transcript has 2 exons. Lineage: Eukaryota; Metazoa; Chordata; Mammalia; Rodentia; Dipodidae. The record is from RefSeq and is a predicted model, not a curated record. Gene Ontology annotation, cellular component: phosphatidylinositol 3-kinase complex. Bases 221 to 871 code for a protein of 216 amino acids. Gene Ontology annotation, biological process: intracellular signal transduction; phosphatidylinositol phosphate biosynthetic process.
UUCACAACCACCGCCAGCCAGGCAGCUACUCCACGGCCUUCUAGGACAAACAGUAGCGCUAAACCACGCAGUGUCCAGAGGGCAUCCCUGACUGCGUCCCCAUCCCGGCCCCAAAGUGUGCGGAGCGCGCGGCAGAUGUUGGCUGGAACCUCCCCAAGGGCGCCCAUAAACGCAGCCUCGGACGCUAUGGCCCACCCCUCCGGCUGGCCCCUCGUGUAGGAUGGUAGCACGCAACCAGGUGGCAGCCGACAAUGCGAUCUCCACGGCAGCAGAGCCCCGACGGCGGCCAGAGCCUUCCUCCUCCUCCUCGUCCUCUUCUUCCUCCUCCUCGUCCUCGGCCCCCGCGCGCCCGAGGCCCUGCCAGCCGGUCCCGGCCCCGGCCCCUGGCGACACGCACUUCCGCACGUUCCGCUCGCACGCGGAUUACCGGCGCAUCACUCGCGCCAGCGCGCUCCUGGACGCCUGCGGCUUCUACUGGGGACCCUUGAGCGUGCACGGGGCGCACGAGCGGCUGCGCGCCGAGCCCGUGGGCACCUUCCUGGUGCGCGACAGCCGCCAGCGGAACUGCUUCUUCGCGCUCAGCGUGAAGAUGGCCUCGGGCCCCACGAGCAUCCGCGUGCACUUCCAGGCCGGCCGCUUCCACCUGGACGGCAGCCGCGAGAGCUUCGACUGCCUCUUCGAGCUGCUGGAGCACUAUGUGGCGGCGCCGCGCCGCAUGCUCGGGGCCCCGCUGCGCCAGCGCCGCGUGCGGCCGCUGCAGGAGCUGUGUCGCCAGCGCAUCGUGGCCACCGUGGGCCGCGAGAACCUGGCGCGCAUCCCGCUCAACCCGGUCCUCCGCGACUACCUGAGCUCCUUCCCCUUCCAGAUCUGACGCGCGCCCCCGUCCCCCAACCUUGCCUCCUCCCCACCCCCGGGCCCGCAGCAUUAACUAGGGCGCCUUAUUAUUUCCUAUAUUAAUUAUUAUUAUUGUUGUUGUUUGCCUGGAACCCAUGGGAAUCCUCCCCCGCCUGGGUUGGAGGGAGUUGGCCUGGGAGACGAGGCGCCUCCCGCUCUCUGCCGGAGACCCCUCCCCGCCUCUCUGGGGGGGGGGGGACCUCUCCUCCUGGUGCUCCCUCCGGGUCCCCCUGGUUGUAGCAGCUUGUGUCUGGGACCAGGACCUGAACUCUACUCCUACCUCUCCAUGUUUACAUAUUCCCAGUAUCUUUGCACAAACCAGGGGUGGGGGAGGGUCUCUGGCUUCAUUUUUCUGCUGUGCAGAAUCCUAUUUUAUAUUUUUUACAAGCCAGUUUAGGUAAUAAACUUUAUUAUGAAAGUUUUUUUUUUAAGGAAAA